Ooceraea biroi (clonal raider ant) is the source of this 2974-nucleotide messenger RNA. RefSeq names its product protein tyrosine phosphatase 36E (gene Ptp36E). Gene Ontology annotation, biological process: protein dephosphorylation. The record is from RefSeq and is a predicted model, not a curated record. NCBI's taxonomy places the organism in Eukaryota, Metazoa, Arthropoda, Insecta, Hymenoptera, Formicidae. Gene Ontology annotation, molecular function: protein tyrosine phosphatase activity.
GUCAGAGCGACUCGACUCGUCGUCGACGGAGACUCGCGCGUCGCCCCGCGCCAGUCCGCCACCGACCUCGCGAUCGUCCACGUCGUCGUCGUCGUCGUCGUCGUCGCCGCCGUUGUUGUCGCCGUCGUCGUCGCCGUCGCCGUCGCCGUCGCCGCCCGCCGUCGUGUGCUGGUGGUGGUGGUGGUUGGAUAAGUGAUCAGUGAGCGAGACAAAGAGAUAGAGAAAUAGAUAGAGAAGAGAGCCGGAAACCGCACGCUCGGAGUAAAGCGUCCGCGCACGCAACGCAGUGACAGUCGUUGACUCGGAGAGUGAUCAAGGAGGGCAGGUGGUUGAUCGAUCAAUCCAGGAGAUCGAGGAGACGCGCGCGCGGUCACGUUGCGCCGCAACCAGGGUGUCUUCGUCCGCGGGGUUGUUGCUUGGAUGACACUGAGGUGGUGGUGCGACCGGGCUGUCCUCGCGGUGCGCGGUGCACGCCGCUGAUCGGAGAGGAGCCAACGUACUGUUCUCCGAAGACGCCCGGUGUCUGCUGGAUCCCAGAGGGACCGAGACUCAAGGGGGUACCGCUCGCGCGGUAGUUUGUCAAACUCGGAAGCAGCCGCGUCACACGUCGCGGCUUGACAGGGUACAGCUGGAAAUGAAUAGCGCCGAGCGAGUUGUUGAAGCGUUGUUUGGGCUGAUACGACGACAGGAAUGGUGCUCGCGUGGCAGUGACGAGAUGUCAAACGUGAUCAGUCUUCGUAAAGGCCACGGCGAAACUCUCCGAAACUCUCAACGGCGUAUGCGGAAAAUAAGCAUGUCAUCGCUACGAACGCAGUCGACCGGCGGCGGUGUUCUCGGUUUGAGCAGCAUCGGUUCUGAUUGCACGGGCGCCGCCUCGACCGCUGCCGGUUCCCACUCGCAUUCCCACUCGCACAGGAAACAUCAUCAUCAUCACAGAAGCAGAAGUGCGCCCCGAGCACCGGAGAAACCGCCCAGGAAGCGUCACUUAAAUCCCGGACAGAGCCUCGCCUGCAUUCCCAGCCAGAUCAAGUUGUCGAUGCUGAACAGCGGUCUCAUCUCUUUCGCCACGGAAGACACAGGGAGCAGUACUACGUUGCCGUCCACGCCGACUGAGCUCUCGCAGUUCCCAAAGCUCUGCGAGCUACGCCGAAAAUUCCCAGUUCUAUACCGGGUGGAGUUCCAGACGGCGACGAAGGUGGAAACGCAUUCGUGCAGACACGCCAUGAAGCUCGCGAACAAGGAGAAGAAUCAGAAUCAAAGGUGUAUUCCAUAUGACUAUAAUAGGGUAGUGUUGGAAACGAUAGAAGGCGAGCCUGAUUCCGAUUACGUUAAUGCAUCCUAUGUAGAUAGUAUAUUGAAACCGAAGGCUUACAUCGUCACUCAGGGACCUAUGGAGAACACGGUGACGGAAUUCUGGCGAAUGGUCUGGCAGGAGCAAGCGUCCUGCAUCGUCAUGCUCACGAAAACCUUCGACUUUAUCAGGGUGAUGUGCGUGCAGUAUUGGCCGGCGAGUAAAGACAAAGACGAAGAAUACGGCGGCAUUGGCGUUUCCGUGCUGAAAGAAGAGGAACUCGCCAAUUUUCAUAUACGAACAAUAAGACUCUACAAAAAGAACGAGAACAACGAGAUUACGGAAGAAAGGACGCUGUUGCAAUUUCAUUACACGGAGUGGCACUCGCACACGUGUCCCUUUGGCAACGCGGUACUGGAGUUCAGACGGCGAGUUCGCGCCGUGGUGGGAUCGACCAUAAAAAAUGAAUCCGGGCCUAUGGUCGUUCACUGCAACGAUGGCGGCGGACGAUCGGGGGUGUAUUUAGCGAUCGACGCGAACAUGGAGCUGGCUGAGGAAGAGGAUACCUUUGACGUAUUCGGCUACCUGAAGAGACUGCGACAGAGCAGGCGAGGACUCAUCGAGAGUUUGGAACAGUACAAAUUCGUAUACGACACGCUGGAGGAGUUCGUCGUGUGCGGCACAUCGUGGUUUCCCGUGGCGGAAUUGUCGCAACGGCUGAAGCAGAAGAGCGUGAAGAAUCCCAUAACCAAGAUCAACGAGUAUCAACGGGAGUACCAACAGAUCUGCAAACAGACGCCACGUUUCACGAUCGGCGACUGCGCCGGUGGACACCGGGCCGAUAACAGGGAGAAGAACAGAGACGUCCUCGUAGUUCCACCGGACAACUUUCGACCGUACCUCACCAGCUUCCAGGGUAACAGUUUCACGGAUUACAUAAACGCCGUCUUUGUGGACGGCUACACAAAACCGAGAGAAUAUAUCGUAACGGAAUGGCCUCUUCGGCACACGUGCGGAGAAUUCUGGUCUUUGGUUUACGACUACGAAUGUGCGGCGGUAGUGGUGUUAUGCGUGCCGCCUCAGGGAUCUGCGAGUUUCCCCAGCUUUUGGCCAGAAGGAAGACACUCCAAGAAGUAUGGGCCCGUGUUUACGAUCGAUCACAUCAGCCACAAUCAUUACACCAACAUAAAAACCUGGGUUUUUAGGAUAAACAAGAAGAUUGUCUCGUUGACGGAAUUGAUGGCGGGUGUGAAAGCACCGCCGAAAACCGUACAACUGUUCCAAUUGACUUGUUGGCCAAUGGGCCACAAAGUGCCCACCUCCACGAAUAGUUUAGUGGAGCUCAUGAAUAUGGUCGAGAGAUGGAGGCAGCGCACGGACUACGGACCAGUGGCUGUGGUAUCACCCGAUGGCAGAAGCCGUUGCGGGGUCUAUUGUGCCGCCAACGCGUGCAUAGAACAGGUCAUUCAGCAUGGGGAGGUUGACAUCUUUCAGGCUGUCAAGACUGUACGCAGGCAUAGGCCCCAGCUUGUGGAAAACAUGACGGAGUACAAAUACUGCUACGACCUAGUGCUGCACUACGUGCUGCACUACCUGAACAAAGACAUGAACGAAAAGAAGUGAGAAAGCGAGUUGAGGGACGAGCUGUGGUUCAUUGAAUUCGGUCGCGGGGCGGCACUGCCA